Molecule: messenger RNA, 3838 nt
Organism: Salmo salar (Atlantic salmon)
Lineage: Eukaryota; Metazoa; Chordata; Actinopteri; Salmoniformes; Salmonidae
Product: POU domain, class 2, transcription factor 3L
Biological process (GO): regulation of transcription by RNA polymerase II
Cellular component (GO): nucleus
Molecular function (GO): RNA polymerase II cis-regulatory region sequence-specific DNA binding; DNA-binding transcription factor activity, RNA polymerase II-specific
Source: RefSeq, a predicted model, not a curated record
CGCAGACAACCCAUUGUUGUUUUAUGCAAAAGAACUGAGACUGGAUAGGACACACAGAGAGACUUAUGCAAAUGACUCUAUCUGCCUGUGUGGGAUACUAAAAAAGGUAAAUGUUCCUCCACUAUCCCACUUAGCUAAAUGCAGAUGAGCACUAGUUGGUUUGUGAAAUUUCUAUCCCAAUACCAGCAUGUUUUUAGAGAAAAAAAAGGACAUAUUCACAUAGUGCUAUCUAAACCAGUGAGUGGAACAAUUCUUCAAUCCAGAUAUUAAGAUGAGCACAGAUGGUGUGGAACACUCAGAGGCUCACCAUGAACAAGCAGACAUUGAACAACGACAAAUCAAAACAGAGGACCUCAACGACUCUCUCCAUGCAGUCUCAUCACACAAAACAUGUCACCCGACACAAGGAUCCCCAAUACCUUGUGUCCAGGUAGGCCAGCUAUCAGUGGAGCUCCCUUCCCUCCACACCAUGCCGCAGCUGGUGCUUAUGUCAGGCACUCACCACCUCUCAUCCCCCUCCUCCUUCCUACUCUCACAGACACAACACACGGGGCAUCAAGCACUUCUGCAGCAGAACCUGCACAACUUUCCCACCCAGAGCCAGUCAGGUCUCCUCCAGCACCAGCCUGGGUUAGCACUAACACCUCAGGCCAUGAGUCGGUCGGGCCUGACGUCGUCGUCCAUGGAAGGACACGUGGACAUGUCCCACCUGCAGGUCCCCAAACUCAUCGGGGCCCCCCAGCAGGACGAUCCCAGCGACCUAGAGGAGCUGGAACAGUUUGCCAAGGCCUUCAAACAGAGACGCAUUAAACUGGGCUUCACCCAGGGUGAUGUAGGCCUGGAUAUGGGGAAAUUGUAUGGGAAUGACUUCAGUCAGACUACCAUCUCCCGCUUCGAGGCACUCAACCUGAGCUUCAAAAAUAUGUGCAAGUUGAAGCCGCUACUGGAGAAGUGGCUGAGCGACGCAGAGAAUUCUCCCUCUGACUCUAUGGCCAACGUUGCCUCUCUACCCCCCCUGAUGGAAGGCUAUGGAAGGAAAAGGAAAAAGAGAACAAGCAUUGAAACCAACAUCAAGUUCACCCUGGAGAAACGCUUUCUUGACAACCCCAAGCCUAACUCGGAGGAGAUCACGCUGAUCUCAGAGCAGCUGUCUAUGGAGAAGGAGGUGGUGCGGGUGUGGUUCUGUAACCGUAGACAGAAGGAAAAGAGGAUCUACUGCCCUGUGUCCACGUCACCCAUGAAAUCACAGAACUUCAAUCCCAGAAUGCCUUCAUGUAACACCCUGUUUCAGGGCUCCGCGUCCAGAUCAUACAGCCCUCUUGCUUCAGGAGGAGUGUCAUCGAGUCCCUCUCCUAAUAGUCCUAGCCAUGGGCCUUCGCUCGGCACACUCUCGUCUGGCUCCACUGCUUUGACCUCCCAGGUCAACCAAUCCUUCAGCUCACCAGGGUCGUGGUAUCGCACAUGGAACCCUAUGCCUUAUCCCCACUGAGAAGUCCUGCCUGUUGUGGAAGAGAACUAAAACUAAUGAUGUCAAUGAAGGGAAACAGAAAUGGAUACAAUCCAUCAGACACACAUAAUGUCAAAUGUCAAAUACAAUACUUGGUCCUGCUUUAAAUUAUGUUCAAAUUAUAAAAGCUUCAUGAUGCCUUCAUAAGCACUACAUAAAUGUGUUGCAAAGUAUCUUUAACCGUAUGUCAUGGUUUAUAAAGGGUUCAUAAAUGUGGCCUAACUAUGUGACAUAAUCACCAAAGUCAACUGCGACAUAACCCACUAUGUCGAAUGUGAUAUAAACAUGUGCUUUAUAAAGAGUGACAUGUUGUGCAUAAGGCUCUAAAGUGAUGUCAUGUUAGUCACAUUACUCCUAACUUCAGACACUUCUGCCCAACACAUCCAACUUGGCCUUCAUAAGUUAGGGUUAGGUUUAAAAUCACAUUUUUGUUCUGUGAAGGGAGUAGUACACAGCGUUGUACGAGAUCUUCAGUUUCUUGGCAAUUUCUCGCAUGGAAUAGCCUUCAUUUCUCAAAACAAGAAUAGACUGAUGAGUUUCAGAAGAAAGAUCUUUGUUUCUGGCCAUUUUGAGCCUGUAAUCGAACCCACAAAUGCUGAUGCUCCAGAUACUCAAAUGUUCUAAAGAAGGCCAGUUUUAUUACUUCUUUAAUCAGAACAAUAGUUUUCAGCUGUGCUAACAUAAUUGCAAAAGGGUUUUCUAAUGAUCAAUUAGUCUUUUAAAAUUAUAAACUUGAAUUAGCUAACACAACGUGCCAUUGGAACACAGGAGUGAUAGUUGCUGAUAAUGGGCCUCUGUACGCCGAUGUAGAUAUUCCAUUUGAUGUUAUUUUAAUGAACCAAAAAUGUUAGAUUUCUUUCAAAAACAAAGACAUUUCUAAAUGACCCCAAACUUUUGAACAGUAGUGUAUGUGCUUACUGCACUACAGAAACUCUGCUCACCAAACAACAGUGCAGGGCAUGCUCACUGAAAUAACGGGCAACUACUGCACUGCAAUUUGGGCGGCAGGUAGCCUAGUGGUUAGAGCGUUGGACUAGUAACCGAAAGGUUGCAAGAUUGAAUCCCCAAGCUGACAAGGUAAAAAUCUGUCGUUCUGUCCCUGAACAAGGCAGUUAACCCACUGUUCCUAGGCCGUCAUUGAAAAUAAGAAUUUGUUCUUAACUGAGUUGCCUAGUUAAAUAAAGGUAAAAUAUAUAUUUUUUUAAUUGUAUUUGACCACCGGAAAAUGCAUGUAGCCUAUACAGUUGUAUAUGUUGGAUUCAGUUGAGCUGCCCAUGUACAAUGUGUUUUGUUUAGUUUUUACUUUACACCCAGCGUCAUAACAAGUUAUGACACGGUCAUAACCAUAUCAUAAUAUGUCAUAACACCUGACAUAACAUGGUCAUAACACUGUCAUGACCCAUAUAUUUACACCUGAUGUGGCAUAUAUUGCGUUAUUUUAUGGCUGGUUAUGACACCUAUUCAAAUGUUUUUCCCUGCCAAGAAGUUUCCUUUCAUUUGAAAGUUUGUCCUUUGUCCUUGUUAUGAAUUCUUUACAGUCAUGUUUUUUCCCCCAUCAUAUUUUAAAUAACUAUUUUAAAAUAAUUUUCUACUAACUUGUAGAAAAUAUACUUUUUGACACGGUCAUAAAGCAUUAUAAGCACCCUGUGUCACUUGGACUAAGAAAAUACACUUUGGACACUGUCAAGAAACAUGACUAUACUGUGUCACUUUACUUAGACUAAGAAAAUACACUUUAUGACACUGCCAAGAAGCAGAAUGACCAUCAUAAUCAUAUAAGCAAGAUAGGCCUAUCACGUACAUGCACUUACGUCAGUCGUCAGUCAAAAAUAGUCUUGUCAUGCUCCUGAAAUCUGUUCCUGUGUUCAUCCCAAUCUUCAGAAACAGAGCAUUGGGGUAGGUGCAUGUUUGACAUCAAUGUGUGCACAGUUACAAUGCUAAUUUAAUAUGGUACAUUUCAGAAAAUGUUAUAUAACAUAAACAAGUAGGCUGUGGUGUAAUGGAAUGUUUUGCCUUGUGUGGUAGUUUUGUGGGUUUUGACACUCUUAUGUAGGUGUCAUAACCAGCCAUAAAAUAACGCAAUAUAUUUCACAACAGGUCUAAAUAUGUGUCAUGACAGUGUUAUGAUCAUAUUAUGACAAGUUAUGUCAGCUGUUAUGACAUGGUUAUGACCAUGACAUAACGUGUUAUGACGCUGGGUGUCAAGUAAAGUGUUACCGUAUUGGGUACAGUGAGGUUAAUUUGGACAUUUCCUUUGUUAUUCAUCAGGGAUUCAGGUGUGACAAUAUUUAUGUGAAGGUGUACAUAUUAAAAGACAGAAAUCUUACAUAA